UCUAAGAAGGCUACUUCCGGCGCUUACGGAUAACGUCACACAAGGCCGGCGGGUCUUUCUUCUCUUUCCCGCAGAGUAUUCCAGCUGCUAUUGGUUGUUGUCGCAGGUGGCGUAGCUUCCGGAAAGCUCUGCAAAUUCUCUCGAGCUGCACGUGGUUGGUGCUGCUGAAGCAAUGGAUCUUUCCGUUUGGUACCAGCCGCCGCCGCCGCCGCCGCCUUUUCCUGAUUGGGGCUCCUAUGUGCCUUGGUCACUUCCAAAUUCUCGGUCCUGGCAUUGGUCUCCAUCUCAGACGCCGCUACCAGGCAAAAAUUGCAGUUCUGAUGAAGAAUGGCGAGUUGAACAAGCUAGAUUGCCACGUGUUGGAUCCUGUCGAGGAAGAAACUACAAACAGAAGAAUAAGAAGCGAAGAGAACCAGUGUUUACUCAUUAUUGUGACACGUGUGAUCGUGGCUUUAAAAACAACGAGAAAUAUGAAGAACACAUCUCUCAGCACAGGCAGUGUACAGAAGAUGGCUGCAGUUUUAGUGCACAUGAAAAACUGGUUCAGAUUCACUGGAAGAAUAUGCAUUCACCUGGUGCCAAACAAAUAAAGUUAGAUACUCCAGAGGAAAUUGCUAAAUGGAGGGAGGAAAGAAGAAAAAAUUUUCCUACUUUAGCAAAUAUUGGAAAGAAGAAAGCACUACAGAUGGAAAAGGAGCAGAGAGGAGACAUACUGAAAACACUCCAGUUUGGCAAGAUGAAAGGAAUGUGGAAACCUCAAACGGAGGCUUCUAGGCAACAAGCAAAAGAAAGAAGGCGAACAAAUUGCUCCUGGAAAAAAUCUAAUUGUCCCUUGAAUGCUCCAGCUGCGGUUGUGUCUGGUCCAGACAAUCAUGGAACUGAGAAGGAAGUUGGAAAAGAACGUGCCUCUAUGAGAGAUGUAGAUCCCCUUAGCAUUCUAGCCAGACAUGAUUGUGAUUCAGACAAAGAAGUGGGAACUGCAAAAGAUCCAGCUUUGGGAAUGACUGUUGUUCCAAAGCAGGUGACCUCAGCUCUGAGUUCACUGGUGGCUAACUAUGGUAGCAUGUCAGAAAGUGAGAAUGAACAAGAUGAUCCCAUCAAGACUGCAGCUAAAGCAUUUGUUGAAAACAAGGCAAUUCUUACAAGUAUCCCUCAGUCUUCAAGCUUCACUCAAAGCUUUCAAGACACAGACCACAAAAAAGUUACUAAUUAUAUAGAGACAACAUUGGAGAGAUCAGAUUCACGCACAGUACGUUCCAGGAGUCAAAACAGACAGAGGAAAGUGCUUUCUGCACUACCAAACCAUCGUCCAACUCUUCUGGAAAUGCUCUUAGCAAAGGACAUACGGCAUGAAAGGAAUGUGAUUCUGCAGUGCAUUCGCUAUAUCCUCCAAAAUGAUACCUUCGGACUCUAUUUGCAGACUGAUUCAAGAGCACACUCGGGGACUGGAGAGACUUCCCAAAAUAUGAAAGAGCUAUUGGCAGGCGGGCAAAGUGAAUCUAACAUCUCUCAUAGCUUUAACCAUCAAUCAGUACAACAGAAUGAAUUAUUUGUAGGUGAAAGUAAGGAGGCAUCUGUAUCUUGGACAGCACAAACCUGUCAUGCUGUUGAUGAGGAGAUAUGGGAAACCACAGAAAUCCAUUGCGAAUGAAAAGUGACACUUGGUAGUUAGGCUUGAAUCUUUUGGUAAUCCAUAUUUCAAGAUUCAUGCUGAAAGUAAGCAAAUUGUAUACUGAAUCAAAAUAUGUUGUCUAAACAAAAGCAGGCCUCCUAAUGUAAACUUGCAUCCAAAUUAAUCUUGUUAAUAUUUUGAUCUUGUAGAUUUUUUUAUUGAGGGUUUUAUUUUUACACCUCCUAAGUUUGAAUAGACAUCACAUUAAUACUGCUUUUGUCUAGGUGUAGCUUUUUUGUUUAGGGCUAAGCUAGGCUGGACAGCACCAUUCACUGUUGUUGCUUUGCCUCCUGGUCAGUUGCCUCAGGCGCUUUUCUCCUAGCCUAGCUUCCCAUUAGUAUAAGUGCGGAAGGUGUGGGCAGAAUUGGGGAAAGAUUGUGAAGAGGUAAGGCAGAGAAGGUUCAGAUCUCAUCUGUGCUGCCCUUUGAUAAUAAAACUAGACCCCUUCCCACCCUCCCAUUUUAUGCAUGAGCGUGACAGACACCUGAAGAAGUGUGACUGCCAUCAAUUUGCCUAGCUGGGCCCUUAGAAUAACUAAUUUCUGAAGCAUCAGCGUGCAGCAUUCAUGUAAAACUAAAAAUUAGUACUGCUAGUAUUUGUUGCUGUUGUGAGAAAAAAAUGGAAGAAUGGAUCCUUAAAAAUUAGAGUUAAAAAUGUUUAUCCAGUCCCAGUGCUAUUCCUGUUAUCUCCAACAACAGAUUGAAGGACACAUUCUUCUCAUACCCACCUUGAAGCUGUUUCAAUUAUUUUAUUUUUAUUUAUGUGGUGCAAUUUCAAAACAUUUUAUGGUUUUCUAUCAUAGUGGAGCAAUAUGUACCAAGUGAUCAGUUGCUCAGUUUCAGACUAUGUGAUUUUUUUUAAACAGUGUUUCUAUUUCCUCCCCCCCACACACACUUCUGUGCUACAAUUCUAAUAGAAUAACACUUGAUAAAAUAUUUCUACAGAAACUGACCAUUUGACAUUUGGAAGGCAGACACAAUACACUGAAUUUUAAAUAAUACAUUGAAACCCCCUGUAAUUGUAGUGACUCAUUGUCUGUUGGUCCUGGUUUGACUCUGAAAUCUGUUUUUCAUUCCAAUUAAGGCAGUCCAUGACAUAGUACAGCCACCUGCAGUUGUAGCCCUGAGAAGACUGUUCUCUACUCCAGGCCCGUGUACUUCUGCCAACCAUCACAAUGCAAUAGCAAGCACCAAAGAAUGGACAAGGGAGUUGGGAUGGCAUAGUAGUGAAAAGUACUAGAAUGGAGUGGAUAGCUGUUCACAUAAAUGACACACUUGCCACACAGGACAACAGAGACAUAGCUACAUUUUAAUGUAUUGUACUGCUGAUUGCAUCUGUGGGCUUACAUGAGUCUUUUGACAUGCGAAUUAACAUGGAAGACGUGCCCUCUCUCAAAAAUAAGUGGAAGUAAUUUUCUAAUGCUCUGCAAAAUCAGACUCAAAGUAGCAGGAAUAAAUUUUCAAAUUGUGCACAUCUGUAAACAUUUGCAUUGCAUGUAUUAAAAUCUUUAUAUCCUGCCCUUUUCAUUGUAAAACUAUGCUCAAGGAACACAGGAAAUCAAACAUUCUUAAAACGAGCAGGCCCAAGGGCUGUUGAAAUAAAAUGUUACCGUGGCAGAAGCCAGGGAUGAGGGAGCCACUUUCCUAGAUCUUCCCCAUCAUCCCAACAAGUCAUGCUUUCACCACUGAUAGGAUACAGAGUAGGGCCUCUCCAGCGGGUCUCAAACAGCAGACAGUAUUAUAUGGGAGAUGGGUCUUUUGUGCUAACUACCCAUUAUAACAAAACUUGGCAUUUUAUCUGCAAGUUAGUUGGUCCUUUGGUAGAAGAGAAGGAGAUGGAGUUAGCCUAGGGGGGUUAUGGGAAAAAGCUGAAACAGAAGUAUGAUAUAUAUUCUUUGAUUACUGCAACAUUCUGUACUUCUACUUUCUGAGAAUUUGGCAUAAACCGCUUUCAGAUUUUCAAAGGGGUUUCUAUAAAGCUGGAUGCUCAGAAUUCAUUCCUGCUUUUAUGCAGGAGCUGACAAACUCUGGUACAGAUUAUAUUCUGCAAUGCAGCGUGAUCUAGCACAUGCAGUGGUAGUCAAUAUACCUUUAAAAAAACUGAGGGAAAAGAUUGCACAAUUUCUCUGGCCAGAGAACUAUUAGCGAACUGAUCUUAGGGUGCUUCAUGCAUUGUUUGGUCUGUAGACUGUAUAUGUUAUGAGAGAUGGGAGCAAGUGAUGUUCAUACAUGGAAUAUUUGUUUUGUCAGCCAGCAAAUUGUACAUAGGUAGAAAAUACUGUUGAUCAGGAUCAUAUGUACACACACACCUAUUCCACCCAGCCUUCUGCACCUCAUUGUCUACAAAGCAGUCAGUAUAUGACGCAGCGCCUA
Rhineura floridana is the source of this 4044-nucleotide messenger RNA. RefSeq names its product nuclear FMR1 interacting protein 1 (gene NUFIP1). Gene Ontology annotation, biological process: box C/D snoRNP assembly. The transcript is spliced from 10 exons. The coding region runs from base 173 to 1651 and encodes 492 amino acids. Gene Ontology annotation, cellular component: nucleus. The record is from RefSeq and is a predicted model, not a curated record. Lineage: Eukaryota; Metazoa; Chordata; Lepidosauria; Squamata; Rhineuridae. Gene Ontology annotation, molecular function: RNA binding.